This is a messenger RNA of Staurois parvus, 250 nucleotides long. NCBI's taxonomy places the organism in Eukaryota, Metazoa, Chordata, Amphibia, Anura, Ranidae. The record is from the annotation of a GenBank genome assembly.
AGGUGGCACUGACUGGCACUGAUGGGUGACAUUAAAAGGCAGCUCAGAUAGGCACUGAUAUGUGGCAUUAUUGUGCACUGGUAUGCACUGAUAUGUGGCAUUGAUGGCACUGAUGGGCAUGACACGUGGCACUGAUGAGCACUGACACGUGGCACUUCUGGGGCCACACUGAUCAUCAGGGCACACUGAUCAUCACCGAUUACCGGCUCUCCUCUCCUCUUGAGCUGUCAUCGUGACAGCUCGAGAGGAG